Xiphias gladius (swordfish) is the source of this 1987-nucleotide messenger RNA. RefSeq names its product plexin domain containing 2a (gene plxdc2a). NCBI's taxonomy places the organism in Eukaryota, Metazoa, Chordata, Actinopteri, Istiophoriformes, Xiphiidae. The record is from RefSeq and is a predicted model, not a curated record. The coding region runs from base 1 to 1788 and encodes 595 amino acids. The transcript has 15 exons.
AUGUCUUCAGGGCCGCUUCACGAGGUGAGAGUAGGGAUGGCGGUGACCGUGACAAAGACGGUUCAGCUCAUCACAGGACUGGUCAUUGUUUUCCAGUUUCAGAUAAGCUUCAUGAAGCUAAAAUCUGCCAGUGGAGUCUACCGUACUGCCACGCAGGGGCUGCCUUCUCCAGAGGGAAGGCCGCAUGUAAACAUCGGGAGUCACAAGCCCAGGGAGAGGAGGUGGGCAUCUAGGCUCACGUCUAGGGUCCCUGGCUGGGCUGUAGAUAAGAGGGGCCACUACAGAGACCAGCACCAACCAGAGGAGUCGGAUCCAGACUUGCUGAUGGAGGAAGGACAUGAAAAUUCUACACAGAUUGUGGACAUUGAUCACGCCUACUACACAUCUAAAAUCUACAGUCCUGGAGACACCGCCAAUAAAGAGCUGUGGGUGAACGUCGAUGAGAUGGAGGAGGAUGACUGGAAGGUCCGUCGCUUCCUGUCCAGCACCCACAGACAGGCUGAGAGAGUGAAUCUUUCCUUCGAUUUUCCUUUCUACGGACAUAUACUGAGAGAAAUCACAGUGUCAACUGGAGGUUUCAUUUACACUGGAGAUAUAAUCCAUUGGAUGCUCACAGCCACUCAGUACAUCGCCCCUCUAAUGGCUGAUUUUGACCCAAGCCUUUCCAAAAACUCAACUGUGUUUUACUUUGAUAACGGAACUGCUUUGGUGGUUCAGUGGAACCAGAUUCACCUCCAGGACGUCAGUCUGGGAACUUUCACCUUCCAGGCCAUUCUGCACAGCGAUGGUCGGAUUGUCUUUGCAUACAAAGAGAUUCCUAUUGACAUCAGCAACAUUAGCAAUGAGAAUCAUCCUGUCAAAGUGGGCUUAUCGGAUGCUUUUGUGGUGCUUCAUGAGAUAGAGCAGAUACCCAAUGUUCGGAGGAGAACCAUCUAUGAGUAUCACAAAGUCGACAUCCUCAAGUCCAAAAUCUCCAACUCUACAGCUGUGGAGAUGCUACCUCUCCCUACAUGUCUCCAGUUCUCCAGCUGUGGUCCAUGUGUCACUUCUCAGAUUGGCUUUAACUGCAGCUGGUGCAGUCGGCUACAAAGAUGCUCCAGUGGCUUUGAUCGUAAUCGGCAGGACUGGGUUGACCUCGGCUGCCCGGAGGAGAGACGUGAUCCCCGAUGUCUCCAGAUAAAGGACGUCACAAACGCAUCUCGCCACUUGACCCAUACGACCACUCCUGUAACAGUGACCGGAUUGCAGCAGGGGACCUCCAGCAUGACCUCCACCCCCCUCAGCAGGACAUCCACCGUCACCAACCCCUCAACACACAGUUGCUCAAGCAGAAAAAUAAUAUCCACUCUACAGCCUCCUACCAGCAAACCUGCAGAAGAUGACACAAAGAUCUCUUUGCACAUCAAUGAUGCACCAGGAGACGAGGAGAGCACAAGAGAGACUGAUGAGCGACUACAGAUCGGUCUCCUGGUGGGCAUCAUCAUGAUGAUGGUUGUCAUGGCAGCAACUGUCCUCCUGUCCCUUUACAUGUACAACCACCCUACCUCCAGUGCCAGCCUUUUCUUCAUGGAGCGGCGGCCAACGCGCUGGCCAAUCAUGAAGUUCAGUCGGGGGUCUGGUCGCCCUUCAUACGCAGACGUGGAGGCUCCCGGUCAGGACAAAGACAGCACAGUGGUCAUCGACCCCAAACAGUCUUUUGUCAUGUCAGACAGAAGAGAGAGCGAACAGAAAGAAGGUUUCAUAGUUCCUGAUCAGAGGGAGCGCUUCCUAGUCUCAGAGAGCUCCUGACCGAAACUACAUAUCCCAGAAGGCUUUGGGGCCAGAGCUGGUUCUCUGUGAGUUAGCAUUCUUUUUUGAAUGCUGAUAUAUUUUUCCAUUUAGCUGUUGCUCAAGUUCACUUUAAGGACAGAAUUCGAGCAAUUAGAGAGUAAAACGUCAAACCUCUGACAAAAUUGUAACUACAGAUUAUUUUAUGCAACAGUAUGGC